Molecule: messenger RNA, 1285 nt
Organism: Kockovaella imperatae
Lineage: Eukaryota; Fungi; Basidiomycota; Tremellomycetes; Tremellales; Cuniculitremaceae
Exons: 8
Coding region: 332-1252 (306 amino acids)
Biological process (GO): regulation of DNA-templated transcription
Source: RefSeq, a predicted model, not a curated record
UGAUUGGGAUGAGCACAAGACCAGCUGCUCAGCUUGAGACGAAAUGCCACUCUGACACGUAGCAUUCUCCAAGCGAUAUAUGAUUGACUGGGCUGGAAAUGACCUCGAACGCUGAUCGGGAUAUAACGGGCUCUGAUAGCGUCAGGUACCACAGGACCCCCCCCCUUAUCCUUCGUGUUCAGCUUUAAUUGCUAUCCUUUGGUCUCUCCACUAGAUCUCACUCAGGACAAGGUACCACCCGAAGAGAUGAUGACAGGAGGGCGAAUGAUUCAAAGCUCUUUCUACAUUGUUGACAUCUUAUCCCUCACUUGUGUGAAGGGCAACACGCUCAAUGCCUGCUCAUUCACAUCGUCAUCCUAUUCAACAGAAUGGCUCAAGACAUAAACACAGAUCAAAGAGGGUCCUGUCGGGACUCAUGAUUCUCUCUGCCGACCGCAAUCUUCGGUUCAUCUACACCUCGCAUUCGAUGCGAGAUAUACUUGGCUACACCUGGGAGGAAUUAUCAGACAUAGGCCUGGCGGAGCUUUGGCACCCGGAGGAACGUAGUGCCUUGGAGAACAAGCUGGACUGGACGCUCGCCAAUCAGACCACAGGGGGUAUGAUCUUCCAGAGUUUGAGACAUCAGUCUGGGGAAUUCAUCAGAUGUUGUCUUUAUUAUCAUGUUGUUUAUGACCAAAUUAUGAUCAUCACCACUCGGAUGAACGGACGGCCUUCAACUCUGUCGCAUUCUUUGACUAAUCGGCAAGUCUACGAGACGAUACCGCCGGACACACCAGGAGGCAUGUGGUCCAUAGCGAAAUGGACGACCGGGCUGCAAGACUUGCCUCGGAUUGUUCAGACUGGCUUAUUCAUCCUUGCCCAGCCCUUCCGGUACAUCUCAACCAUGCGCCAGCGUCCACAUCCAUUGCGUACAUUUCUCCUCAUGGAUCGAUUCACCGACUCGGCUCGUAUCACCUAUGUCAGCAAUGAGAGAUUGGUUCCAGCCCUGCAGAUACUAGACCGAUCGUUCUACUCACUUGUCGCACCUCUCAAUCGCCAGUCCGUGCGCCAUCGCAUUGACUGUGCGAAGCGGAAAAUCCCGGUCCUACAAGAGGAUCGACGCUCUGGACUGCAGGAUUCUUUCCGGUUCUCAUUAUUGCGAGAACCGCACGAGGAGCCUCCAGAAUACCUGUCCGUCGCCGACAUAAUUCAAGUGGAGGGCAUCAUCACGGCAUACAGCGAUGGCUUGGGCUGUCUAUUAAUCAAACUGUGAACUAAAAAUGAUGCAUGGUGGUUUGUCUUGUCA